GUGAGAAGCAGACAUUACUGGAACACACCUGAACCUGUGGUCUUGGCGCCGCGGUGUGUGCGGGGAAUAUAUCACUAAAAUGGCUGCAGGGUUGCCGCGGAGGAUAAUCAAGGAAACCCAGCGGUUGAUGGCAGAACCAAUGUUGUUUUUUUCCCCCUACAGGAAACCCAGCGGUUGAUGGCAGAACCAGUGCCAGGCAUCUCAGCAGUACCAGAUGAGACUAAUGCUCGAUAUUUUCACGUAGUUGUUGCUGGUCCAGAAGGAUCACCAUUCGAAGGUGGCGUAUUUAAAUUAGAAUUAUUUCUGCCAGAAGAGUAUCCAAUGAGUGCCCCUAAAGUCAGAUUUAUGACAAAAAUUUAUCAUCCCAACAUAGAUAAAUUAGGAAGAAUUUGCCUUGAUAUUCUUAAAGAUAAAUGGAGUCCAGCCCUGCAGAUUCGUACAGUAUUACUGUCUAUUCAAGCACUUCUUUCUGCACCCAACCCAGAUGAUCCCCUAGCUAAUGAUGUUGCUGAACUGUGGAAGGUUAAUGAAUCUGAAGCUAUUCGUAUUGCACGGGAAUGGACACGUACAUAUGCCAUGGGGAACUAGUGCUUGCCUUUACGUAAUUUUCUUUGUAUAAAAAUAUGAUUUCUCAGGAUGAGGAGUAUAUUAUUGACGAAGGAGUGCAUAGCUACUGUAACACUGAACCAACUUGGCAUGAGCCAUAAAAUCCAUGGGAUUGGCAUCCUCUGCCAGCAAGAGCUGUUGGUGACUUGUAGUCCUUGAUAAAUACUGUCCAAAGGCUGUCACCUGCUCUAGGCUAAGGCCAAUUGAUAGAAAUAAAGGCAAACUUUGGUGGCUUCAUGGAAUGCAUCUAUUGAGGUUGACCAGAGACAAAAGCCUUUUCGAAAAUGAAAACAAGUGAUUUUUUUUUUCUUUGUUUUGGGCCACAACAAAUUAUUUUCUUAUGUUUGUUCUAGUCUUCUUUUGGGGAAGGUUUUGUUAUGUGGAAUUGGCUGCCUUUUCAGAUAGGCGAGGAAUUCCAUCAGCAUGAAUUUUGCGUGAUUUUACAGUAUCAAUGCCUAUCUUCAUUUGUCCCCUUCCUAUUAAUUUCUUUAUAUUGGGGUGAUAUUGAAGAAACAUCAUGUUUUUUGGCCCUGUAUCUACAGUGCCUUUUGUCUGCUUAAUCUAUACUGCAAAGCUUUUAAAUAUUAGGAGUUUCACUUAUAUGUCACAUGGAAAAUAAAGAUGAGCCACUGCAGCACAGGGCCAGAGAACAUUUCAGCAUCACAUUGACAUGUAUAGCUGUAUUUUUGUGGGUAACAUAACUAUCAACUUAAGCACUUAAUUCUGAUAUAUAAUGUGUUAAGUGUAUUACAGUUCAAGAUAAAUCUUAUGUGCAAACUUAGUACUGUAUGUCCCAAAAUGUUAAUUAUUUAAAUUUUUCUUGUGCUGUUUACUUUCCAUGGUUGUUUCAUUCUCGGAAGAACAUUUAGGGGUUGGCUGAGUACUGUUAGCUACGAUGCCACAUCAUACAUUUCUCUUUGAUGUGUUAGUUCUUUUACUUUUUUAAUUUAAAUAAAAGUAUUAAGUAUGGAUGAUUUAGUGUACCAAACCUACGAAUGGCUUGAGUUUUAAGAUAAUAAUCGGUUUUAGUACAUAAAUAUCAAUAUUUGACAAUAUAGCUGUGCAGCAUGGUCAUAUAGGUCAAGAGUAGCUGAAAUGCUUAUCGGUAGGGUUAGGUUGCUCAAGUCAGAGAGAGGGGUGGUCAGCAUCUCAUGGGUCAUUCCAGCAUUGGCCAUCACCCUCAUCCCACGAUGGAAGCAAUGCUUAAACGCUCCCGUGUUCUUCACAGCUGAGAGAAAGAACUUGUUUACAAGAUGAAUAAAUGUAUCUUAAAGGAGAAAGCCAAUAAAGUCCUAUUAGUGCACCCUCCAGACCAGGGCAAACCUAAAAAAAAAAAAAAAAAAAAAAAAAAAAAAAAAAAAAAAAACCACCACCUUAACUUUUACUUUUUGGGUGGUGUGAAAAAGCUGAAACAAAACGAAUAAAUUAUUAAAAAAAUCCUAUAUUGCCCCAAAUCAUACAAUACUGAAAGAGAGAGAGAGAGAGACAUAUUGCCUGUUUUUUCCACUUAUGUGUUAAGAUGAUAAUGGUCCUGUGGAGACAUGACAAUGCUGCUCACAAAGAAUUCCCAUACUUGGCCAACAUCCAGAUGUUCUUCCCAAAAUAAAAUGACCAUAGUAGUACAGUGCUACCACAUUCGAGUCUUUUUUAUUUCCAUGUGAAAACUACAUUUUCAGCACCAAAGAAUAUGAUACAUAAUUAUGAAGUACAGUAAGAAGUCUCAGAUGAAUUUUCCAUACAAUGCACUCUGUAAGAAAAUAGAAAUUUAAGAGGCAAAUACUAAUGUGGUGCACAUUGCAUUGCAGUAAGAAUGAACUUGGAAUGUGAGGUCACACCCAGUUAUUUUUUAGUUUAUUUGUUUAGGAGGAUAAUUUGGGACAUGUAGUACAUUGUGGUAUCUACAGAAAUACUGCCCUAGAACCAUAUGAAUGUCCUAUGUAAAUGACUCAUUCCAUAUAGUGUGUAUUAUUAAUAGGCCUUAUAUUGAAAGUCAUCUUGCAUUAUUUUGUUUCGUCACACCAUCAUAAUAAGAUUGUAUUAAUGCUUGCAGGAAAGAAAGAAAAAAUUGGCAAUGUUUCAAUCAAGUGAAAUUUUGUAUGCUGCUUAGGAGUAAAACUAAUAUAUAA
Messenger RNA from Portunus trituberculatus (swimming crab), 2732 nucleotides. RefSeq names its product ubiquitin-conjugating enzyme E2 N. Gene Ontology annotation, cellular component: nucleus. Gene Ontology annotation, molecular function: ubiquitin conjugating enzyme activity. The coding region runs from base 178 to 588 and encodes 136 amino acids. The transcript has 6 exons. The record is from RefSeq and is a predicted model, not a curated record. Gene Ontology annotation, biological process: protein K63-linked ubiquitination; DNA damage tolerance. Lineage: Eukaryota; Metazoa; Arthropoda; Malacostraca; Decapoda; Portunidae.